Molecule: messenger RNA, 1387 nt
Organism: Oenanthe melanoleuca
Lineage: Eukaryota; Metazoa; Chordata; Aves; Passeriformes; Muscicapidae
Gene: PDCD10
Product: programmed cell death 10
Exons: 9
Coding region: 345-983 (212 amino acids)
Biological process (GO): regulation of Golgi organization; positive regulation of MAP kinase activity
Cellular component (GO): Golgi apparatus; FAR/SIP/STRIPAK complex
Molecular function (GO): protein kinase binding
Source: RefSeq, a predicted model, not a curated record
GCGGUUCCGGACAACGCCUGGUGUGUGGUAACGCCGCGGAUCUUCCUCCUCCUCCUCCUCCUGCUGCUGCUGCUGCUCCUCGCGGGCGCUUCCGGCGCGGCGGCGGCGGCGGAGCCCCUCGGGAGCGGCGGGGCCGGGGCAGGGCCCCGGGCUGUGCCCCCUUCGGGACUGAGUCAGGGCAGGUGCUCAGGGCUGGGUGUCCCAUUAAGUUGCUCACUGAACUGGACAAGAGAUUUUCCAAGUUCCUUCAAGUAUUCUUGCACAACGAGGAAAAAGAAGAGACAUUUCAGUGAAUGAGGAGUUUUUUGCUUCUAUAGUGUUUUCCUUGAGAAGUGGCUCUUUGAAUGAGGAUGACAAUGGAAGAGAUGAAGAAUGAAGCAGAGACCACUUCUAUGGUUUCCAUGCCUCUCUAUGCUGUUAUGUACCCUGUCUUUAAUGAGCUAGAAAGAGUAAAUCUGUCUGCAGCUCAGACACUGAGAGCAGCUUUUAUUAAGGCUGAAAAAGAAAAUCCAGGUCUUACACAGGACAUCAUCAUGAAAAUCCUGGAGAAAAAAAGUGUGGAUGUGAAUUUCACAGAGUCUCUUCUGCGAAUGGCAGCUGAUGAUGUAGAAGAGUAUAUGAUUGAAAGACCUGAACCUGAAUUCCAAGAUCUUAAUGAAAAGGCACGAGCACUUAAACAGAUUCUUAGUAAGAUUCCAGAUGAGAUCAAUGACAGAGUGAGGUUUCUUCAGACAAUCAAGGACAUUGCAAGUGCAAUAAAGGAGCUUCUUGACACAGUAAAUAAUGUCUUCAAGAAAUACCAGUACCAGAACCGGCGGGCACUUGAGCACCAAAAGAAAGAGUUUGUAAAAUACUCCAAAAGUUUCAGUGAUACUCUGAAAACCUAUUUUAAAGAUGGAAAGGCAAUAAAUGUGUUCAUAAGUGCCAACCGACUAAUUCAUCAAACCAACUUGAUACUGCAGACCUUCAAAACUGUGGCCUGAAAACUGUAUAUGUUGAGAGUUGUACUUUUCAAUGGUGGAUAGGGUACCUUUAUAUGUAAAUUUUAAAGUUUUGACUGUAUAAAUUAUCAGCCCCUCUCUAGGGGCCUAAUGCAGGAUUUUGAAUGGGAUUAUUGCCAUCUUACACCAUAUUUUUGUAAAACAUUGUAGCUUAAUCAUAAUCUCACAAGAAAGAUUUUGCAUCACUUUUUUGCUAUUAUCAUUCUUUUCAGAAUUAUAAGCCAAAAGAAUUUACGCCUUAAUGUGUCAUUAUGUAACAUUCCUUACAAGAAUUGUAAAUAUUUGGUGUUCUGUUUCUGACAUUUUAACUUGAAAGCGGAAAACUGCAAGAUUAUGUAUUUAACAAUAUUGGUGGCAAAUAUUCAAUAAAUAGUUUACAUCUGUUA